Messenger RNA from Aricia agestis (brown argus), 1636 nucleotides. RefSeq names its product TATA box-binding protein-like 1. Gene Ontology annotation, biological process: DNA-templated transcription initiation. The record is from RefSeq and is a predicted model, not a curated record. The transcript is spliced from 4 exons. NCBI's taxonomy places the organism in Eukaryota, Metazoa, Arthropoda, Insecta, Lepidoptera, Lycaenidae. Gene Ontology annotation, molecular function: general transcription initiation factor activity; DNA binding. The coding region runs from base 279 to 1172 and encodes 297 amino acids.
GCUCAGCAUUCAGCCAUUGAAAGAGAACAUGGCGGUGUUCCACAGGAUGUGCAGGAGCUGUUAAUUUUUUGCAUUAACUUUAAAAUUCAUAAUCCUUGGCCAUUAAUUCUAGUUUAUAGUUAAUAUUUUAUCGCAGUUUGUAGUCAAAGUGUUUUCUUAUUUUUUGACAAAUAUUUCUCGCAUAAAGACAAAGUUGCAAUGAAAACCAUUACUUCAUUGAUGGUGUAAAAAUAAUUCGUGAUAAAUAUAGCCCCAUAAUUUCAGAAGGCUCAAGUGACAUGGCUACACUUAUUCAAGAGAACGGUUUAAAAGGAACCCACGGGGUAGUAUCAAAUCAUGGCAUAUCAGCACACAGUGUUCCUAGUCAUAUGGUGCCCGACCACGAAUAUUGUGAACCGAGCAAACCACAGGAAAUACAACAGCAAUGUAUUAAGACUGAAGAUGUGACAGCAUCGCAACCAAACGGAGAGGAGGAGGAGGAAACCCCCGAAAUAGAUAUAAUGAUAAACAAUGUAGUGUGCAGUUUUAGUGUUAAGUGUCACUUGAAUUUGAGACAAAUAGCGUUAAAUGGUGUCAAUGUCGAGUUUCGGCGCGAGAAUGGGAUGGUGACUAUGAAAUUGCGUCGGCCGUAUACCACCGCGACGAUAUGGUCGUCGGGGCGCGUGACGUGCACCGGCGCCACCAGCGAGGAGCAGGCGAAAGUGGCGGCGCGCCGAUAUGCGCGUGCGCUGCAGAAGCUCGGCUUUCAAGUGCGCUUCAGAAAUUUUCGCGUAGUCAAUGUUCUGGGAACGUGUAGAAUGCCUUUUGGUAUUCGAAUAAUAGCCUUCUCAAGAAAAUACAAGGAAGCAGACUACGAACCGGAGCUGCAUCCUGGUGUUACAUACAAACUGUACAAUCCUAAAGCCACCAUAAAAAUAUUCUCCACUGGAGGAGUUACCAUUACCGCUCGGAGCGUGAACGACGUGCAGUCGGCGGUGGAGCGCAUCUUCCCGAUGGUGUACGAGUUCCGCAAGCCGCGCACGCCGGCGGACGAGGAGGUGUUGCGGGCCCGGAACGCGCGCCGCCGCCCGCCGGCCUCCGUCGCCGCGCCCGCCGCGCCCCUCCCCGCCCCCUCCGACCUGACGCUCGUCACCAUGUCCGACGACGAGGGCGACGCGGACGCCUGGGAAUGACGCGCGCCCCCGCCCGCUAUGAAACGACGGACUCCGUUUGGCAUCAAGCAGUAACCGGCGGUUGUGAGUGCAAUCGCGUGUGUAUUGUCGGCGAGCUUCUCGGUUCAUGCCAAAGAUAUUUAUUGAGGAGGUGCUUAGGCUUGUCGCCGGCUAACCCCGCGACGCUCGAGCUUUCUUUAUCGACUCUCGGCGGGUGCGCCCCGCGUCCUAUUUCUUUUAGUAUGCGUAGAUGAUGUUUCGUUUAUGUACCGAAUUGUCGUAUUAAAAGUGUGUAUGAAUAUUUCUUUUUGUGAGAGUAAAUCUCGAUAUCGAUACUCAGUUUUUUUUUCAUUUUGCUUUUCUGAUCGAUGAUACUGGUAGUGAUAAUAGUGUUCACAAUAUUGUUCUAAAGUGAUGACUGAAUGAUUUGUUAGACAUUAGUGAUUGUAAAUAUGAAGCUUAGACAUUACACGUUUAAUUAACAA